This is a messenger RNA of Patiria miniata (bat star), 2539 nucleotides long. RefSeq lists its product as uncharacterized. Lineage: Eukaryota; Metazoa; Echinodermata; Asteroidea; Valvatida; Asterinidae. The record is from RefSeq and is a predicted model, not a curated record. The transcript has 5 exons. Bases 135 to 947 code for a protein of 270 amino acids. Gene Ontology annotation, molecular function: protein binding. Gene Ontology annotation, biological process: signal transduction.
CGCGCCGCCCCGUAAGGUUCUUGAAAGGCAGCAAGGGUUACCAGUCAGAGCUGGCGGUUUCGCGGGGAUUUGAACACGUCACACGACUGUUUUUGUGGUGAACUCGCAGCAGGCAUAGUACAUGUGGUUCUACAAUGGCAGCUCAAGAUGAGUCUUUCAUACGUAAGUGUGAGAAAUUUUUCGUAAAGUUGGCUGCUAGGUUGUCACAAGACUGGGAAAUACUUGCAAUUCUCUUGGACUUCAGCUCUUCUGAGGUUGACCAAAUCAAGCAAGACCGCCGGAAUCCGGCAUUUUGGAUGCUGUGCGACCUGAGGAAAAGGAAACCCUCUACCAGUACCUGGAAAAAGCAUCUGAUCAAGGGUCUGAAAAAGAUUGGAAGAAAUGAUCUGGUGGAGUUUGUCAAGCAACAAAAAUUCUUGAAAGAAGAGAAGCAGUCUUCAAAAACUAAAAGUAGACCUGCGAUGCAGCCUAUUCAAGCAAGCUCUGGAAAGCCAUCAAAAGAAAAGGAAACAUCUAAAGCAGGGACGAAACCUGACAGGAAGAAUGGGCUGCAGUCAGAGGGUGCGGGGUCAUCAUCUGGAAGGAGCAACGCAAUGGUGUUUCGUCCUUAUGAGAGGCCCCCAAAAAAAAUCAAAGCAGCAGUAAAGGGAGAAGGAAUUGACGUGUAUUGUGAAAACCCACGUCAUCAGAGUCAGCUUAAGCGUUCGAGAAAUGGCUCAUGGCACUUCUGGGCUUGUCUCACUCGUGUAUUGCCAGAAAAAAAGGAAAAUGUCCUCACAAAUUUCUUUAUGGAAACUGGGGAAAAAGGCAAACAGGUACACCAGAUGAUAACUGAAACAAGCUCCAGAAAACUGGCAAAUUUGAAGAACCUCACGGUCAUUAAGCCAGAAAAGAGAGGCAAGAACUAUACACUGAAAUUUAACGAAAACUCAAGUAUUUACAUGUAAUGCAUUUGAUCACAAGUGAUCAAAUUAUCUACAUGCACUAUCUGCUCAUGGGACAGUGCUUGCAUGUAUACUGUGAAAACAGAAUACUUGGAACAAGAAAAUAUUUAAGAAAGGAGAAAUUUAGUCAUGCAUUCUCGGAAAUAAAAAUGACUGGAUGAGUAAUAAUAACACCUUAAAACAAUGAUCUAGUAACUUGGCUGUACUGAGAAACUUUCAAUAUCAAAUGAUAAGAGCAUCUCACAAAGUGAGAGCAGCUAGGUCAUAUCAUGUACUCUGUAUAAACAACACACACUUUAAGGGCAGUUACAAUGAGUAUGUAAACACCGGCAAUCAUGGACCAAGGACAAUGGAUCGACGAACAAUACAUCCACAACUGACUGAUAGUGCACGAUUGAAACUCGUGUACAAAACCAAUGAGAGCUGUUGCUUAAAAAGUUUAAGUACAAACAAAGGAAUGAGGAUUAGGGACAAGAGGGGGGUCCACGAUUGCUGGUGUUUACAUGUGUGUGGGUGAAUGUAUAUGGAAAACUGUUGAGUCAUAACUCAUGAGGAUCAAUAAUUAUACAAGGAAAAAAAAUGUUAAAAACUUCAAAAGGUAACAUUGUUAAUUAAAUGUGAUAAUUAACUAAAAUUUUGAUUUGCUUGGAGAUAGAACCAACAAACUUUAAACAACGCCUAAAUAUUCUCGUCAUCUGAUUGGUGCCAGGUUGCUGAUCAUGACCGCACCAUAAAAAUAGAAGUUCUAUUCCACCGUAAAUAGAACCUCCAUUGCAUGGAUCACGCAAUUGUCAAUCAGAUGAAAUUUGAGGAGUAGACAUAUAUAUAUAUAAAUGUUGGUUCUGUCUCCAAGCAAAUCUGUCUUCAAUCUGCUCAUUUUAUUAAACUUUCAUUGUAUAUUUUUCAUAAUAUUUUAUAUGAGUGGCUGUAUAUAUGCUAUGUGUAAUCUAUUUUGUAAACAAAUUGUUCUUUGUUAGUUUUUAAGGUGAAAUAAAGUUGCAUUAUUCCCCCAAAUAUAUUCCUUUUUUUAAUUGCUAUUUUUCUAGCAAUACUAAACUUAUUCCCUUUUGAAUGAGAUAUUGACCAAAAUUUCAGCCCACUUUUGGCAAUAGAAACAUCACUUUAUAAAUUUCAACGUAACUGGUUGCCCAAAAAUAAUUCCAUUCUUGCAGGAUAGGCUGGUUUUGGUCCUGCAAUCAGUAUCAAUAAUGUACAAACCGGGAACCGGUCUGCUUUCAAUGUAUAACCAUUUGUGACCAAAAUAUUAACCUUUUAUUUAGUCGGUGGCACGAACACCAAAUAAGAAAAACAGAGAGGUUUUUGGUUGGAAUAAAACAAACAUAUAUGAAAAUUAUAUAAGAGAAACAAAAUCAAAUUCAUUGAUUAGCAUGGAAAAUGCAAUGUUAAUUGUUUCAUUCCAUUUUUAUAAUGUUCACUGUAAUAUACAUUACACUCUUUUUAAAAGUGUCAUACUGUUUUAUCCUUUGAAAUCCUUUUAAAGGUUCCAAGCCUUAGAAUUUAAUAUGCUGUAUAUUUUUGCUUUGAAAGACUUUAUACUGAAAUGAAAUUAAAUUGCAAGAUGGUGUGAAAAGAAA